Molecule: messenger RNA, 1826 nt
Organism: Melanaphis sacchari
Lineage: Eukaryota; Metazoa; Arthropoda; Insecta; Hemiptera; Aphididae
Product: acyl-CoA Delta(11) desaturase-like
Exons: 6
Coding region: 497-1603 (368 amino acids)
Biological process (GO): unsaturated fatty acid biosynthetic process
Cellular component (GO): endoplasmic reticulum membrane
Molecular function (GO): iron ion binding; stearoyl-CoA 9-desaturase activity
Source: RefSeq, a predicted model, not a curated record
AGGUAUUAGUUUGUUAAGUAAUAGGUAAUUGGAUAAAUUCAGUUCUUUUCAGUUCUUGCCGUCUCCGCGGACGUUGCGGCUCGCAACUUUACAAUCGUUAUUCUGUCAUUCGCGCCCGUACUUGUUAUUGUGUUAUUAAAUAAUAUAAAAAAUAACUACAUCGCAUACGAAAAACUUCAGGGUGUCUUCGAGCAUUCGUAAUUAAUAGGAAUUUUUAUAAAAAUCAUAUAUUGUACGUUCUGCUUGUUUUCUUUUCGACGCAACCUGUAAUUUUGUACGACGUUCUUAAGGCGUCAUUAUUUCGAUUUCGGUAAUAAAUAUGUUCUGUUUUCGGUUUCACGACCUUUGUCGUUCCGAUUGCGGUCUGUUUUAAAAAUAGAAAAAUUCGUGUGUUAAAAUUUGUAAAAUAUAUUAAGUAUAUUUUCUUUUAUUACGUGUAUUCAAUACGCGUUCAAAUACUUGCAAUAAAUCGGAAAAACAGGAAUAACAUCUAAAAAUGGCCCCGAAUAUGACCAAGCGCCCAGUUGGCGCUCCUAGUGUUUUAUUUAAUGAAAAUGAUACAGAACCAUCUGUUGUUGAUGAAGGAAAUCAGAUAGCUGAAGGAGAAACUAUUGAAAAUAACAAAUACAAACCAUACAGAUAUCAAAGACAAAUUGUCUGGCGAAAUGUUGCUUUAUUUGUUUACUUACAUAUAGCUGCACUGUAUGGUGCAUAUCUAAUGUUUGCUUCUGCAAAAAUAGCAACAUCAAUUUGGGCAAUUUUACUGUAUCAAAUGUCCGGUUUGGGAAUUACGGCUGGAGCCCAUAGAUUAUGGGCCCAUCGAUCAUAUAAAGGAAAACUUCCAUUACGUAUUAUUUUAAUGAUCUUCAAUACAAUUGCUUUUGAGAACCACAUUUAUGAAUGGGCUCGAGAUCAUCGUAUGCAUCACAAGUAUAGUGAAACAAAUGCUGAUCCUCAUAAUGCCAAACGCGGGUUUUUCUUUUCUCAUGUUGGAUGGCUGUUGUGUCGUAAACACCCGGAAAUAAAAGAAAAAGGACGUGGUAUUGACAUGAGUGAUUUAGAACGGGAUCCAGUUGUAGUAUUUCAGAUGACGUAUUAUUUGUUGUUGAUGCCGGUUUUAUGUUUCUUGGUUCCUACUUGUGUGCCUGUAUUCAUGUGGGGUGAAACAUGGUCUAAUGCAUGGUUUGUUGCUACCAUGUUCCGAUAUACUUUCACUUUAAAUAUGACAUGGCUUGUAAAUAGUGCUGCUCAUAUGUGGGGUGAUAGACCUUAUGACAAAUUUAUCAAUCCUUCUGAAAAUAUUGGUGUUGCGUUAGGUGCUCUUGGUGAAGGAUGGCACAACUAUCAUCAUGUGUUUCCAUGGGACUAUAAAGCAGCAGAAUUGGGAAAUUAUCGUGCUAAUUUAACUACUGCGUUUAUAGAUUUCUUUUCUAAAAUAGGCUGGGCUUAUGAUUUAAAAACAGUAUCUAUGGACAUGAUACGCAAACGUGUUGAUCGAACUGGUGAUGGAACUCAUAAUAGCAUUUGGGGAUGGGAAGACAAGGAAUUAUCACCAGAAGACCGUGAAGAAGCCGUUAUCAUCAACAGAUCCCAUGUAGGAUAAAAAAAUAGUUUUUAGAAAAUGUUUAUACGAAGAAAAAAAACCAAAUACAGUUUGUUUUUCUUAAUAAAAAAGAAAGAAAUUAAUAGAAUGCUGAAGUGUUAAUGUGAAGGGGGGAAACAUAAUUGACAGAUCCAUACACAUAAACUUUUAACAAUGUAAAUAAAGAUAUAUUUUAAAAAAAAGUUUAAACAAAAAGUUAAAACAGUUUUCCUUAGUUAUUAUA